Molecule: messenger RNA, 644 nt
Organism: Malaya genurostris
Lineage: Eukaryota; Metazoa; Arthropoda; Insecta; Diptera; Culicidae
Product: E3 ubiquitin-protein ligase UBR1-like
Exons: 3
Coding region: 198-620 (140 amino acids)
Source: RefSeq, a predicted model, not a curated record
CAUUUCAUUGAAUAUUUCAGAAAAUCUGUGUUAUAUCAAUCGAAGUAGUUAUAUGUUGAGAUUUAUUUAGUCUCCGACAGAUUCGUGUUUUUAGAUUGAGAUAUUUAUUUUUUCUCUUUGUUGAUGUUUCGACCUUGAAAACAGAAUUAUAAUAAAAUUCGGCCGAUUAAAAUAUUUUAUUGUGUUUUUAAAGAACAAUGUUCAGGAUGCAAGAGCUAGAAUUUUCUCAAAAUACUUUGCAAAAUUGGAGAGAAAAGUAUGAGUCAAAUUCUUUGUCUCAAGUGGAUAUUGUAAAUUUUCUUCAGAGUACUGCGACUCAAUUUGUAUACGAACAAAAAUCGAGCACCGCAAUAGGUAGCUACAACAUCGAUGAGCAGAAUGUUAAGGAUAUAGUCAUCGAUGUAUUUGAAAAAUUUAUUUGCGGCGAUGAUUCGCAUAUAUAUUUGGAACGUUUGAAACUGGAAAACACUUUCGCUUCCAUCUGCGGUCGGGUGUUCAAAAUAGGCGAGCCAACGUACAGCUGCCGUGAAUGUAGAGACGUGUACGGAGCAAAACUUUCAACUGCCCAUUUGACCAAUUCAAUCGUCACAACGCUUCGAGCAAGGAGCCAAGAAUCGUAACUACCCGAAAAAGUCUCAGGAAUA